CGAUCUAAACUAAGCAAGUUUUGUAGAAAACUGUUUUGUUUUCUCCUGCGACGCUGAAAUUAUCGCUUUUAUUUGAAGAUAAGAGAAGAAAAGGAUUUAAAAUGUAAAAGAAAAUUUGCUCCAAAGUAAAAAAAAAUAUAAUAAUAAUAAUAAUAAUAAUAACAAUUAAAAAAUCAGGGCCAAAGCUAAUAGAUGUAUAAAGAAAUUAAAACAAUACUUUCCCGUGUUGAUUCUCGAACGUGAUCAGCUGAUUCCAGUAGAGAAAUACGGCGGGCUUUACGAGGCGAAACAUUCUCGAAUUUAAGAAUAUCUAAUUUUCUCUUCUAGCAGCUGUGUUCGCAAUUAAUUCUUCCUGUCACCGUGUGGGCCUCUUGCGGCCGUUCUGAGAGCCACGUUUGGCCCAAGGACACCAGUGCCAUAGAUGAACAGUGUCUUGGAUUUUAUUAAGGUGUGCAUCACCCUUCACGUGCAAGAGUAGAAGCUAGUUCCUGAAGUGGUGACUAAUGUAAGGUGCUUCACAAGAAACGGCCAAUAAGGCAGUGUCCCAUGGCAUGUGAUGUUUGGACAUGAAGUUACUUUGUACUUUAUGAAGAACUGCAUGAAAUGUAUUGCAUGCAUAGUAGUAACAUGACAUAAUGACCCAUCUUCUGGAGCUGCAAUCAACUCAUGACUAAAUAGCAUAUAACCUGGAGGCACUGGAAUGCCCUCCUCAUAAUGGACUCUGAGAUGGCAGAUUUCAGAUACUACUUACUGCACGUAUAAAACUGAUACAUAUACAUAUAGAUCCACAUACACGCACUGAUUGGACAACUCUUGCGAAACAUUGUACAGUAUGAGCUCAAGAAAGAAGCGUGUGGACUUAAAUAUUGCCCAGAAAUUGGAUGUCAUAAAGAAGUUGGAGUCUGACAUAUCAGUGGACAGCUUGUCUGAAGAGUAUGGAGUCGCAAAAGAGACAGUUCUUGACAUUUAUAAAGCUAAAGCUAAGAUCAUGGACUUCUAUCACAAGUACAGUGUAAGAGAAGAUUCUCAGGAAGAUGUACAGAAUUGUAGUGGAGUGGAAGCUAGGAAAAGAAUAAAAAUGAGUGAACACAUCAUCAGUGGCAAAAGGAAUUGUUCAUAUUGUAACAAGACAGUGAGUUCUCAACGGGCUCUGAAGUUGCAUGAACGUCUACAUAUAGGAAAGGGGAUAUUCCAGUGCUCUGUCUGUGGAAAGACCUACCUUAACAAGGAGAAGUUCAUCAUUCACUUUAGGAUUCACACAGGUGAGAGACCUUUUGAAUGCUCACUCUGCAAUAAGAAAUUCAGUGACAAUUCAAUUUUGAAGAGGCAUGAGAAAACACACAAAACUGAUACACCAUAUCAGUGUAUAGUGUGCAAAAAAAAGUUUGAUUUAGAGACUGCUUUCAGGGAGCAUUUAAAAUGUCAUGCUGAUUUAAAGAAAUUUAGCUGUGCAGACUGUGAUAUGAAGUUCAAUUCAAAGGCCAGUCUUUCACGCCACAUCAAGAUUCAUACAGGGGAAAAGCCCUUCAAAUGUUCUCUUUGUGACAAAUCCUUUACUUCGAAGUCUGAUUUCAAAAGGCAUUUCAGGAUUCACACAGGAGAUAAAGUUUCAUGUUCCCAGUGCAACAAAUCAUUUAACACCCCUUCCAAUCUCAGGAUACAUGAAAGGAUACACACAGGUGAAAAGCCAUACAAGUGUUCAUACUGUGACAAGACAUUUUCUGAUAGUUCAAAUUGCAAAG
Penaeus monodon (black tiger shrimp) is the source of this 1742-nucleotide messenger RNA. RefSeq names its product zinc finger protein 558-like. Lineage: Eukaryota; Metazoa; Arthropoda; Malacostraca; Decapoda; Penaeidae. Gene Ontology annotation, molecular function: DNA binding. The record is from RefSeq and is a predicted model, not a curated record.